UCGUGAAUGUAAAAGAGGUGAGGUUACUCCGUGCUGUUUUUGGACUGUUGUAAUCUGGUCAAAUAUGUGGACGGCCGCAUGAAUUGAGAGGAAACGAAUUUUUUUGCCGUACGAUAUUUGUGAUAGGAAAUUUGUGCUGCUUUAAGCAAAAAAUUGUUUUAAAUGGGUUUUCAGCAUGGGCGAGAUUUAUGGUGGAUUUGUUGAAAUAACGGAGAGUGCUAUGAGUUCACGUUGUCGUUCGUUACGUCUGUUAAAAGCUCUGGAGAUUGCAGAUCGAUUCGUCAUGGGAGAUUACGGUUUUUUAGUUUCUUCCCCCUUUUGGAUCUGUUAAUGUAUUAGGCCGCGUAGGUUGCACCAGUGCAUCCACAAUUCUGGUUGAUGAAAUUUUCAAGUUGUGGGUGAUAAAAUGAAUAUGGAUAUGGAUUCAUCUCCUGAACAGGAGCCUGACGACGACGAUAAUCAUUUUGUUGAAGUGGAUCCAACUGGGCGUUAUGGUCGGUAUAAGAAGAUUCUUGGAAAGGGAGCUUUUAAGACUGUCUACUGGGCCUUUGAUAGAUUAGAGGGCAUGGAGGUUGCAUGGAACCAAGUGAAAGUCAGAGAGGUUUCACAAGGAUAUGGAGACUUGGAACGUCUAUAUUCUGAGGUCCAUCUUCUGAAGACUCUUAAACACAAAAAUAUUAUCAAGUUCUACAACUACUGGGUGGAUGCAGAGAACAGCCACAUAAAUAUUAUAACAGAGAUAUUCACAUCUGGAACCCUCAGGCAAUACCGGAAAAGGCAUAAACAAGUAGAUGUGAGAGCUAUCAAAAAUUGGUCACGACAAAUAUUGCAGGGUCUUUUAUACUUGCACAGUCAGAAUCCUCCAAUUAUCCAUCGUGAUUUGAAGUGUGACAACAUUUUUGUGAAUGGAGGGCAAGGUGAAGUGAAAAUUGGAGAUCUUGGCAUGGCAAAAAUUCUCCAUCAGGCCCAUGCAGAUACCAUUAUUGGAACGCCCGAAUUCAUGGCCCCAGAACUCUAUGAAGAAAAAUACAAUGAACUGGUCGAUAUUUACUCUUUCGGCAUGUGCUUGUUGGAGAUGAUGACUUUUGAGUAUCCAUACAUUGAGUGUGAAAAUGCAGUACAAAUUUAUAAGAAAGUUAGCUCGGGUGUAAAACCAGCUGCCUUGGACAAAAUCAAGGAUCCUUUUGUUCGACAGUUCAUUGAAAAAUGCUUGGCAACAGCAUCCGAAAGACUUACUGCAAGGGAGUUGUUGAUUGAUCCCUUUCUUCAAAAUGACGGAGAUUGUCAAAUUAUGGACCAUAGCUGGCUUCUUUCACUUGGAAAUGAGAUCGAGGGGAAAGCAAUAUCAAAGGAAUCAUAUACAGAUGGAAGCUUUCACAAGUUGUCUCCAACUUUAGAGCAAGGGGUCAUAGACAGGGGAAGCUUCAAAACAGUGGAGGACCUGAAGUUGCGUUGCAACUCAAAUGCUAGCAUAGGAAUGAAUAUGAAUCAAGAAUCAGCAGAAGUAAUAAACUCUAGUUUGGAUAGCUACAUGGAUGAUGGAUGUGACACUUCAAUUGCUGAGGAAGUUUCUCACAGGAAUCUAGAUAUUCGAGUAAAGGGCAAACGGAAAGAUGACAACACAAUUUUCUUGAAACUCUGUAUUGCAGAUUCUGAAGGCUAUGUUCGCAAUAUUCAUUUUCCAUUUGAUAUUGAAGCUGACACAGCAAUGAUUGUUGCAAGUGAAAUGGUGGCAGAGCUGGAUCUAUCAGAUCAAGAUGUUACAAAAAUUGCCGAAGCGAUGGAUGUAGAGAUAGUAUCUCUUGUGCCAGAAUGGAAGCCUGGAGUGUCUUUUGAUGAUGCCUCUGAUGAUCAUUCACGUGUCAUCAGUGAAGACAACUAUUCUGAUUUAACAAGUGAUGAUGAUAAUGCUUCAGGUGGAUUUGUGCUUGAACGCUUACCAUCUGGUCGUAGGUAUUGGUUACAGUCUCCACAUCAACUUGCAGGAAACUCUGCUACUAAGGCUGCAUCAGUGAAAGCUCCUGUUAAAUUUCCACCUUCCAUGCAUGCUGGAAUUAAGGACGGGUUGGCUACGAAUAAUAUAGAUAGAAGAGAUCACUCUGGGUAUCUAGAACAUGCAGAAAUAAUUGAUUGCAAUGGAAAUGUACCAGGAACCAAUUCAGACACAGACCAUUCUCCUGCUGAGAGCGUAAUGAGCACAAUUGUAGCUGAAUCUGAAGAUCAUCCACACAGAUUGCAGGUUGACUCAAAUAGCGAGGAGAGAUUGCAAGAUAUACAUGAAGGAAAAGACUCUGCAAGAGGUCUUCUGUUAGAAGAAGAUAGAAGGAUAGCCAAUGAGCUAAAGAAGUUGACCAUGAAGCAAGAACAUGAAUUAAAAGCAUUGAGGCACAGACAUGAAGAAGCGCUUCAAGUUUUGAAAAAUCAAUUGCGCCAGAAAGGCUGCACAGGAAGGAAUUGCUUUUCUGAAGCUUCUGACUUGCAGCAGAAGCUUUCUAUUGACAGAUCGACUCUCAAUGGUGAAAAUAAAUCACAAAGACUUUCGUUGGCAGAAAUUACUGCUGCUACUGCUACAGUCAAUUCAACGCAUGGUCUGCAAAUGCAUCAUCGGAGUAGUUCAGGUGACAGUUGUAUUUCAAAUCAUAAAUUUGAUGCGCAAGGUUUGCCUUCAAGGUUUGAAUCAGUUGAUUUUUCCAUAUAUGGAGUCAGUGACAACACCCUAGAGAACACUCCUGAUAGGGUUGAAAUGAGUAAGAGCAUUGCUCCUGAUAUAAGAAAGGAGGAUCUGCUAGCACAAGAAUAUAAUAAGGCAUCACCAAAAUCCUUAUCAAGAAGACAAGGUAUUGGUUCCAUCUUCUCCAAAAAAACAUCACUUAAGUCACAUAACAAUACGGAAACAAUUGUAGGUAAAGAAAUAAAAAGUAGAACUCAAUCUGUAAAGAAUGGGUCAACAUUAGGCUGCACUAGCGAGGAUGAGUAUGUGUCAUCCUCAAAGAAGAAGAAUUAUGCCAAAGAGAGUAAACGCCAUUCUUUUGUGAAAAGCGGACCUUUGGAACCCUCAUCUCUGGCAAAUUUGUUUAAGAUGGAAAAAGUAGUUCAGAAGCAGGAUGCAUCUACUUCUGGGAAAAGUAUUAAGCAGGAUACAGAUGGACUGCAAUCUAAGCUGAUGAUCAAAGAAUCUGUUCCAACUUUGGCAAAUGUUUCCAAUGGCGUUGAAAAGUCUGGGAGACCUGAGUCGUUUAUUAAAGCCUAUAGGAAUGGAUUCUCUCGCAAGGAUAAGCCAAGGCCAAGCCAGAGGGAGCUGAGAGCAUCUGACCAAUCCUCCCCAGAGAGUGUACCAGAUGAAUCUUCCAAUUCAAGAGGUAGUAAUAAAGAGUUUUAUCAAUUGAAAAAACAGAGUUUUCAGAAAUCAGUUGCUUCCUCGCAGGCCAAAACUGUAGAUGGCACACAGAAAUCAAAAACUUAUUUUAACAGUUCAGUUAAGAAGCAGAAUAUGACUAUUCCUCUUGUCAUGGCCUUUCAUUUAUGAUCUUAAACAAUACAGCAGAGUUCCCAGAGAUUAGCAGCACAUGAUUUUCCUAUGGUGUAUUGCUAGUUUGGUUUCAGAAUUCUCAGCUAUUGUAACUGUUCUUUAAAGCUGAGUAGCUGGAACUUGUAAUAUUAUCUCGAAAUGGGUUGGUAUAUAUACGAUGCAAGAUCCCUUUCAAACAGGUAAAUUUGAUUGUUGGUGCUUAAA
This is a messenger RNA of Cryptomeria japonica (Japanese cedar), 3733 nucleotides long. Its product is annotated as probable serine/threonine-protein kinase WNK2. The transcript has 9 exons. Gene Ontology annotation, cellular component: cytoplasm. The coding region runs from base 407 to 3526 and encodes 1039 amino acids. Gene Ontology annotation, molecular function: protein serine/threonine kinase activity; ATP binding. NCBI's taxonomy places the organism in Eukaryota, Viridiplantae, Streptophyta, Pinopsida, Cupressales, Cupressaceae. Gene Ontology annotation, biological process: intracellular signal transduction; protein phosphorylation. The record is from RefSeq and is a predicted model, not a curated record.